AGCAAAAUAAAAAAUAAGUUUAAAUCUUAAGACAUAAAAGUCAGACUUAAUAGAUUAUUUUAAAGUUCAUGUUUAAAAGCGUUAAAUAAUAAACACAAUGACUGCCACAAAACAAACAGACACAAACAAACAAACACAAAUAAAUCAACAAUCUCAUCUGAUUAUUUUCCGGUGCAGUGCUGCGGUGUGUCCACCAGGUGGCGGUGUUGCAGCAGCCCGCAGCGCCGCCGUCAGUGCGCAGCGGCCGGACUCUCUCUCCGCUGCGCGCCGCUGCAGCUCGCUGAUCGCCGGCGGCGCGUCGUCGCUCUGAAGUCCGACCAGAACCUCCGACUCGCUCCCUGCCGAGCGGCUUCACUCGGUGCUGACCGACGUGACGGCAACACUGACCGAGCUCGUCCGCUCCGGCAGCCUCCUCCCGUCUCUCCUCCUCCUCCUCCUCCUCUCAGAGAUGAUCUGACAAUCCGGAGCGGAGCUGCUUCAUCCUGCAGACACUGAAAACCAGCAGCAGCAGCAGCAAGUUGGGAGAUUAAAUUUUGUUUCUUUCACGCAUCAGGAGUCAAGUUCACAUCGCUCGGAUGCUGCCGGAGAGGAGGGCAGAAGAUCCGGCGCGACACCACAUGAUGUCGGGAUUAUUAUUUACUUGAACGACCUUGAUGGUGUUUUUCUUCCUUCCUGACGCUGGAUGGUGUUUUAUUUUUAUUUUUAUUUUUAUUAUUUUUGGUGGAAUGGAGAGAAACCUGAGGCUUUCUCCGCACUCUGAUGAAAUUGAGGAAAGCAUGAGUUCUGGUCGGCGAGGAAGCCGGGCUGUCCGAUUCAACGCUUCAAGACCCGCUCAGGGAUGGGCCUCCGAGCUGGUCGCCCUCUGAAUCGCCACCCUCGACUCUGCAACGCCGAUCGUCGCGCAUGUUGGCGCCCGGACAUGGAUGAGAGUGCGAGUGGAUGACAGGAGCACAGAGAGAAGUCGAAAGAGGGAGGCAAAGGAGCUGCUUCUGGGUCUGGAAUUAAGAUGAAAAGUUAGAAAUCUGACCAAAGACUCUCGCUGUCACCCGCACAUUCAUCCUCCAGAGCAUGGGGUGCGUUAAAUCCAAGAAGAGCGACCCGACAGGCCAAAAUGCGAACUCUACGGAGAAGAUGGAGGGUAAGGUCAAGGCAUCGAGGGGCGAGAAGGCCUACUUGGUUCAGUCGGAGGUGGGCUCGCCGGAGAACUCCCCGCAGGUCAACCCGGUGCUGCUGGAGUACGCCCAGAAGCUCUCCGAGGAGAUCGUGGUCCGGGCCGUGCAGCAGUGGGUGGAGGUAGACCGCCGCUACAGCGACAUCCCCUACAUCGAAUGUGACGUGCCAUGACACGGGGGCGGGGGGGAAGCAGCAGAAAGCCGGAGAGCUGAGACAGCCUUGACCUUGACACUUCUACACGUGAUUAAACAAGGAUGAAAGUCUCAGACACCUUCACUCGGAGUCCUUCCGGCAUCUACGUGCUGUGAGCGGGAACAUGAAUGAGCUGUCAGUAAUUCAGUUUUUGACCUACUUUUUGGAUUGGAUUAUACUUGGAUUGAGCCUAAAAAAAAAAAAAAAAAAAACCCUCCUCCAAAGCAACCAAAGCACCCUGAUCCCGUCCACGUUUCUGUGAUUAUCUGCAUCAAAGCCGCAGCCUCGCUGAGGCAGAAAGUCUUCAGUUGGAUAUCGUCUUUCUCAGACCUUAUUUGUCCCCUCUUGCAGUUGGUGUUGGCUCCCUGCGGCGGGACUUGUUACGCAAAGCGAGAAAUCCUAUCAGAUAUUGCCGGGAAUCAAAACGGUCCUGCCAGUGAAAGUCUACCCGAUCCAUUGAUGCUGUCCCAGGGCCAAGAUUCUUUCCUCGUACGGAGGAAGUUAUUAAUAGAUCCCUUCUUUUGGUGAAGGCUCACUCCAGUGUCAUCAGGUCAGAAACACACCCAGCUGUCCGGCUCCUUCUGGUCUGACAAAAGGCUCCUCGGGCUGAAGUUCUCUUUUAAUGGCCUCCCUGGAGAUCCUGUGGCUGAGCCGCCAUGAGGAGCAUCUUCCCCAGCUCCGCUCAUCUCACCACCAUUAGGCAGCCUGGACCGCAGCCCUGCAUCCAGCAGGCAGGGUCCUCAAAAUGGGUCCAGGAAAUCACAAAUUGUGUGUUUCCUGCGCUCCAGGAUAUUUAAACACAGUUUGGUGACUUCAUCAGAUCCCAGAUCAGUCGCCAGAAUAAAUGUUGAAAGUGUUUACGUUUCUGCAAAUCACGGAUAUGUUAAAACUUUACAUUGCUUUAUGUUUCUUUAGGUUCAGUACAGUCUCAGGUUUAUAGUGUAAUUAGGUUAAAACACUUUAGGUUUUUUGCCACAAAUAUGUCUGGAAAAAGUCCCAAAGCAUCCUUAAAAAACAUCCAGUGGUUUCACUCUUACAGUUGUUGAAACACGUGUCAGUCAGUGGUUUCUCGCUUGGCAGCUGGCUGGACAUAUAAUCAAAAAUAUUUGGUUUUGUUGCCAAUAAAAACAAAAAAUAAAUGUCAAAUAUGUCCCAACAUCUCAUCAAAAAUCACGGCUGUGGUAUUUUCCGACGUCUCAUUUAAAAUGUCCAGUGGUUUCAUGCUUACAAAUGAUGAAACACUGUGUCAAACAGUCUUUGUUGCCACAGACACUGCAAGAAUAUUUCCUGAAAAUAACAAAAACAAAAACAGUUCUGUGGCCACAAACAUGGCUGAAAAAACAUCCAGUGGCUUCACGCUUAUAAAUGUGCAAAUGCUGUGAUGGACAGUGGUCUCUCGCUUGGCAGCUGUCUUGAUGUUUGAUCCAAAGUGUUCGGUUUUGUUGCCACUAACAGAACUGGAAAAUGAUCAGACAUCUUCAUAAAACUGUCCAGUGGUUUCACGCUUACACAUGUUAGAUCACCAUCUCGAACAGUGGUAUCUGGCUUGACAGCUUUCUUGACAUCCUACUAAAAUAUCCAGUCUUGUUGUCGCUAACACGGCUGGAAAAUUAUCUGACGUCUUCUUAAAACUAUCCAGUGGUUUCACGCUUAGAAAUGUGAAAACGGCAUCUCGACCAGUGGUGUCUGGCUUGGCAGACGUCUCAACAUCUCAUGAAAAUAUCCAGUUUUGUUGCCACAAACACAGAAGGAACAUGUCUGAGGAAUAAGUCACUAACUUGCCGACUGUAUCACGCAGCUGUCACGUCACCACCGUCCUGACCACCAUUUUACACGUAUUGUUGAAAAUAAUGAUUCAUGUAUGAAACGUACGUAUUUGAAACGUAUCCGUGAUUUUUACAGAAAUGUAGAACGACAACAUUUGGUUUCUGGCGGCUGUUUGGCGACAUCACGGGGGACUCUGGUCUCUACGGGCCGUGAGAACGGAUUGACACACUUUUCAGAAAGGAUUUAUUCUGUCAACAGAACUGUUGUUCAAAAACAAACAAACAUUUGGUUCUGGUUAAAAAUGUUGUAGGCCUAGUUUUUCUUUUUUAGUUGUUGUUGUUGUCAGAAUUGUGUCAUUGUACGACGUCUGACUGAGAAAUACUGCCAUCUGCUCGACAGAGGACAACAGCGUGAAUAUGCAAACCUGUAAACCCAUGACAUUUCAAUCCAGUGUAUGUUUGACUUCUUGAACUCGUGUGGUGCUGAUCCAAUGAUACAUACCAGGGGACAGAGUAGAUAUAUUUGGAGUAGAGGUUCGCAACCUGCCAAAGUCCUUAAUGAAUGUUUCUACGGGCCCAACACAGUUUAGGUUGACUUGUUUUAUACUGGUGAUGACUCAUACGAGAGGCGACGUGACACAGGUCUGGUCUUCAUUCACUGGAACGUGGAGGAAGGAGUGUAGCUUGUACACGGGAACUCUUAACUGAUGUCACUGGGAUUUACCCCAAAUUCACAUCGCUAGCUUUGUCUCUACUGAUGACGAGGACACUUAAACUGCCACACAACUAUUUGCAGUGACUAUAGCUUUUAAUAGUGUUGCAUUUAAUGAAUUAAAUCAAAACAUAACAGCAGGAGCCAGUAACAGUAAGAAUACUUAAAACAUGCUGAUAAGCCAUAUAAAACAGUGGCAGGGUGUUCCCUCCACUUGCCUUCUGCCCAGGUCUUCUCUGCCAGUUGUACGGAGGCAGUAAGUUAGUAAGUCCUUGUUUAAACGCACAAUACGUCCUGUCGGCCACGAGGUGGUCUCUCUAACAAAACAAGAAAAGCAAACGAUGUCAUGGCGCGCUCCAUUGCUAGUCGGAAAUUGGAGUUUAUUAAGUCAGUAUUUCCAAACUUCAAAUCUAAAAGUGCUCCAGUGCAUUUGCUCGGAAAAAAAAAAGGGUCUCGCCUGAGUCUCCGACUGGGAACUCCGUUGAACUUUUCCGUGUCGAAAGUCUUUAUUUUUUAUAUUUUCCAAGUUCCGACUGCAGUUGAACGCACCUUAAAAUGCUUGACAAGUGAAGUGGUGUGGGAUCAUGGGAGUUGUUGUCUUCAUUGUUAAAAAAAACAAAAAACAAAACACCAUUGCCGAUGAAAAUCUAAGCGUUGACAAACGAGGUAAUGUCAUUGUCACACCGGCCGACUUCCUUCCUCACUCUCUGACGAAUCAUCUGACGUUAACCUGGAAGGUGCAGACAGGUGAAGUCAAGCUACUUCUGGUGAACCACCGCGGGACCUUAUUUCAGAAAAAGAAAGUAUGAAUGGCAGUGAAUUGUGAGGGACAAAUUUCUUUUGAAGGUGCAGUAUGUAAGACUUUUAGUUUCAAAACAUUCAAAGAUGAACUUCAGUUAUCAACAGAAUGUGAAGAACUGUUUUGACGUUAGCUCUGUUGAAGUUAGCAUGCUAACCAGCUAGCCCCCAAAUAUAUAAUCUGGAAGUAAACAACAUUGAAACUCCCCCGAAGCUAAUACAGCUAAUACGACCGCUAACAGCAGCUACAGUUAGCAGCUGUUAGCAGUUACUCUGUUGAUGUGCUGCCCCCUGUUGGUUCGGAGUAUGAUUACGACAGAUAACAAAUUCUUACAUAUUGCAGCUUUUUAAUGGUUAUUUUAAAGCCUCUGUUUACAAACUGCAGUGUUUUGGUGAGGUUGAAAUUCUCUGUGUGCUAUUAAAAGCAUCACAUUAAAGAAAAAAAUAAAAUAAAAUAAAAACACAAGUUGCACUAAUCUCUUUCCCUCCGAACAUGUUGUGGACAACCCAUAAAAGAUUAGAGCGAUGACGCCGUCCUCCUGAUUCGUAAUCUGACGCCGUUUGUUUUUGCUUCAGAUGAAAGGAUAAAUGUCACUGUUGGAUUGAAAAACAGUUUUUCUGUGAAUGUUGGGAUUAAGAAAAUAAGAUAAAAAAUAACCUUGAAGGGCCUGUUUCAAUAGCACAAGAAAGAACUGACGGCAGUGUGACAAGAAUGUGAUAGUUUUAUCAGUUCAAGCAAUUAAAGGUGCACAUUUUCUUUACAGUUGCUGGAGGAUGAUUUUAUUUUUACAUGUUGAUUUCAAUGACCGGGUGAUGGAAAUCUGUGUUUCUUAUUUUUGGGCCAUACAUUAAAGAUGUUGCCAUAACA
Molecule: messenger RNA, 5509 nt
Organism: Acanthopagrus latus (yellowfin seabream)
Lineage: Eukaryota; Metazoa; Chordata; Actinopteri; Spariformes; Sparidae
Product: small membrane A-kinase anchor protein-like
Exons: 2
Coding region: 1069-1344 (91 amino acids)
Molecular function (GO): protein kinase A regulatory subunit binding
Source: RefSeq, a predicted model, not a curated record